CGCGCAGGAGGCGGCUCGGGAGUCGGGGGGCGGCGCCUGCGCGCCCACCGCCGUGCCGCGGGCGGCGGAGCCGGCCAGCGACAGCUCGGCGCCGCGCGACACCGCGAGCGGGAGCGGGCAGGAGGGGCACGGAGUCCGGGGCGAGCGAGGGGAAGGAGUAUUACCAGGUGAGGAACACGUUCGUGGAGGCGAUCGAGAGCAGCUGCUCCCACGCCGGCUGCGGGAGCGGGAAGGCCUGCUGCUCCCACGCCGCGCAGCGGCCUUGCGGAUCCGAGCCGCCCCCAGCCAUCGGGGAGCGCGGGAGUCGGCGGCGGGAGCCGCUCAUGCGCCUGGCCAGGACACCGUCCCGCCCCUGCUGGCCUGGACCCCGCGCUGCGUCCGACUCUUCACCUGACCCACCGCCACGACGCGGCUAGGCAGGCGCAGUGGCAGGCACGUUCCGAGACGUUGUGAGACAUCGGAGCGUAUUUGUUCUAAGCAGAACUUAGGAGGAAUUCAUGUUUCCGCGUCGCCACCUCGGCCUUUAAGAGGUGCGGCGCAAUGGUGUGGACUGCAUGCGCACAGCACGUCCCCCGACAAGCGCAAGUGCGCACAUUUGAUCCCUCAGUGUGAUUUUGCAUUGUCACCCGUGCGGUGAAUGGGGGUCUUUCCGAGUGUCAGCUUCUGUGCGCUGUCAUUCCUGUCCGCCUCACUCCCUUCCACGGCAUCUCAUCCUCACAUGUGUUCCUCCAGUAUUCCUGCAGUUUUCACGAGCGACGAACGCAUCGAUGUCCAUAUCAAUGCCCUCGUGGUCUGGAUAACGAGGCGCGAUCUCACGGAUACGCGUUCCCACGGAUCCGUUCCGCGCAGCGCAUCCGCCCAAAGCCGCUCUGUAUCCAUGGGAUCGCAGCCGAGAAGUCCAGACCGCCAUGCCGUGGGUAGGGAAACGUUCCCCGCCCGCGAAUACCCUCCGCCGAGGUUUGCGCGCGGGCAUCCAUCUCGCCGCGGUGUGGAGAAAUAUGUCUGGCCUCUUGCUUCAGGGACCGGGUUGGGACGGUG
Molecule: messenger RNA, 1038 nt
Organism: Prorocentrum cordatum
Lineage: Eukaryota; Dinophyceae; Prorocentrales; Prorocentraceae
Source: the annotation of a GenBank genome assembly